Messenger RNA from Prorocentrum cordatum, 825 nucleotides. The record is from the annotation of a GenBank genome assembly. NCBI's taxonomy places the organism in Eukaryota, Dinophyceae, Prorocentrales, Prorocentraceae.
AUGCGACGGGCUCGAGACGCCGCUGCGGCGUGGCGAGCAGGCUUUCGUGGACGGCGGAGCGGCCGCGGCCUGCGCCACACCGACCCCGCACCGUUGGUCGGCCGUCUGCCCGGCCAACGCCCCCCGCGCCCGACGCCCGCGCCGACGCCGGGCGGCGUCCAGGCGGGCGGAGGAUCGGAGGUAGCCAAGGGCAGCGCGCCUCCUACAGCCGCCGCCGCGGCUGCUGCCCCCCUGCAGCUGGCCGCGUUGGUCGGCCGUUCGCCCGACCCGCGCCCCCAGGGCCGCGCCGGGCCGCGCGCGGUGCCUCUGGGGCCUGAGCGGCCCGCCGCGAGCGGCGGCGGCGACUGCGAGGACGACUCCGACGUGGGGCCCGAGCGCUCAGUCGGCCCCGCCGGCUGCGGGGCCGCCGCGCCGACGGGCGACAUCCAGGAGGGCAGCCUCAUCGUCGGCGAGGCCGAGAAGGGCGACGGGCGCGGCAGCUGCGAAAUGCCUGGGCCCUGGGCCGCGGGCGUGGCGAGCGGGCCAGCCCAGCGCGAGGCCGACGGCUUCGGCAGCCAGAGCCAUCUUGAUAGCGAGGCGCUGAACGAGGGGUCCCGGGGCGCGGUGGCGCCGAGGAGCUGGGGGGCCACGUUGGCGGCCAACUCGCGGCGCAUUCGCGGGCCGUCGCGGUGCUCGAGCACCGCCGGGCCGAGCAGCAGCUCGAGCGCGACGCGCUCGACGCGCCGACGGCGGCGGCCGCCGGGCCGGCGGCCGCGGAGCAGACGGCCAAGGGUAGGAAGAAGAAGGGGCAGAAGCCGACGUUCGGCACCGCAGCUAGGGCGCUGA